AUGGCCACGCAUCAUAGGCAGAAUGCUGCUGGGCGGAGAAAAGUACAGGUUUCUUACGUCAUUCGGGAUGAGGUGGAGAAAUACAACAGAAAUGGGGUGAAUGCCCUCCAACUAGACCCUGCGUUGAAUCGACUCUUCACUGCUGGAAGGGACUCUAUUAUCCGGAUAUGGAGUGUCUACCAGCAUAAACAGGAUCCAUACAUUGCAUCAAUGGAGCAUCAUACAGAUUGGGUCAAUGACAUAGUACUCUGUUGCAAUGGAAAAACAUUGAUAUCUGCUUCCUCGGAUACGACGGUUAAAGUAUGGAAUGCGCAUAAAGGGUUCUGUAUGUCGACGUUACGAACACAUAAAGACUAUGUGAAAGCCUUAGCCUAUGCUAAGGACAAGGAGCUGGUGGCAUCGGCAGGACUUGACCGGCAGAUAUUUCUCUGGGAUGUCAAUACGCUUACAGCACUUACUGCUUCCAACAACACUGUCACCAGUAAGUCGUCGUCUUACUGUUUAGUUUUUCCUAAAUGCUUUCAGUCUUCAUCACUCAGUGGGAACAAGGAUUCAAUCUACAGCCUGGCAAUGAACCAGAUGGGCACAGUGAUAGUGUCUGGAUCGACAGAAAAGGUACUGCGAGUGUGGGAUCCACGAACAUGUGCAAAACUGAUGAAGCUAAAAGGGCACACGGACAAUGUCAAAUCGUUACUUUUGAAUCGAGAUGGAACACAAUGUCUGUCAGGCAGUUCGGAUGGGACAAUUCGUCUAUGGUCCCUUGGUCAACAGCGAUGCAUUGCCACGUACCGUGUGCAUGAUGAAGGCGUUUGGGCACUGCAGGUCAAUGAGGCUUUCACACAUGUCUAUUCUGGAGGUCGAGACAAGAAGAUCUAUUGCACAGACCUGCGCAACCCAGACAUCCGUGUUCUCAUCUGUGAGGAGAAGGCCCCAGUGCUGAAAAUGGAACUGGACAGAUCUGCUGACCCACCUCCUGCUAUCUGGGUCUCCACCACCAAGUCAUCUGUUAAUAAAUGGUCUCUCAAGGGAAUGCACAACUUCAGAUCAUCAGGGGAGUACGAUAAUGACUGCAGCACCCCUUUAACCCCACUGUGCACACAGCCAGAACAAGUCAUCAAGGGAGGUGCCAGUAUUAUACAGUGCCACAUUCUGAAUGAUAAAAGACACAUACUAACCAAAGAUACCAACAACAACGUGGCUUUUUGGGAUGUUUUGAAGGCUUGCAAAGGUGAAGACUUGGGCAAAGUGGAGUUUGAUGAGGAGAUAAAAAAGCGCUUCAAGAUGGUUUACGUGCCAAAUUGGUUCUCAGUUGAUUUGAAAACUGGGAUGCUGACCAUCACUCUGGACGAGAGUGACUGCUUCGCUGCCUGGGUUUCCGCCAAGGACGCAGGGUUCUCAAGCUCUGACGGAUCUGACCCAAAAUUAAACCUGGGUGGACUGCUUCUUCAAGCUUUGCUAGAGUUCUGGCCAAGAACACGCAUCAAUCCAAUGGAUGAGGAAGAAAAUGAAGUAAACCAUGUGAAUGGAGAGCAGGAGAACCGUAUCCAGAAAGGAAAUGGAUAUUUCCAGGUGCCGCCACACACACCUGUUAUCUUCGGAGAAGCAGGGGGCAGAACUCUUUUUAGGUUGCUUUGUAGAGAUUCAGGCGGAGAGACUGAAUCGAUGCUGCUGAACGAGACUGUUCCUCAAUGGGUCAUUGACAUAACUGUAGAUAAAAAUAUGCCCAAGUUCAACAAAAUUCCAUUCUACCUCCAGCCUCAUUCAUCCUCUGGUGCAAAAACUCUGAAGAAGGACCGUCUGUCAGCCAGUGACAUGCUGCAGGUGAGGAAGGUGAUGGAGCAUGUGUACGAAAAGAUCAUCAAUCUGGACAACGAGUCUCAGACCACCAGUUCAUCUGCUAACGAUAAACCCGGGGAGCAGGAAAAGGAAGAAGACAUGGCCAUGCUAGCUGAGGAGAAGAUAGAGUUAAUGUGUCAAGACCAGGUUCUGGAUCCCAACAUGGACCUGCGAACAGUUAAACAUUUUAUUUGGAAAAGUGGCGGGGACUUGACACUUCACUAUAGGCAGAAGUCCACGUGA
Nerophis lumbriciformis (worm pipefish) is the source of this 2079-nucleotide messenger RNA. The record is from RefSeq and is a predicted model, not a curated record. NCBI's taxonomy places the organism in Eukaryota, Metazoa, Chordata, Actinopteri, Syngnathiformes, Syngnathidae.